UUCAUGGCCUCCCGCGGCAACGCCAUCGCCAGAGCCACGUUCGAGUCCAAAGUGCCCGCCUUCUACUACCGGCCCUCGGCCUCCGACUGCCCACUCCUCCGGGAGCAGUGGAUCCGGGCCAAGUACGAGCGGCAGGAGUUUGCCCACCCCGAGCGGCAGGAACCCUACUCUGCAGGGUACCGAGAAGGCUUUCUCUGGAAGCGCGGCCGUGACAACGGGCAGUUCCUAAGCCGGAAGUUCGUGCUGACGGAGCGUGAGGGGGCCCUGAAGUACUUCAACAGGAGUGAUGCCAAGGAGCCCAAGGCCGUCAUGAAGAUCGAGCACCUGAACGCCACUUUCCAGCCGGCCAAGAUUGGCCAUCCGCACGGCCUGCAGGUCACCUACCUGAAGGACAACAGCACCCGGAACGUCUUUGUCUACCAUGAGGACGGCAAGGAGAUGGUGGACUGGUUCAACGCGCUGCGCGCCGCCCGCUUCCACUACCUGCAGGUGGCCUUCCCGGGGGCCAGCGACGCCGACCUGGUGCCGAAGCUGUCCAGGAACUACCUUCAGGAGGGCUACAUGGAGAAGACCGGGCCCAAGCAGACAGAAGGCUUCCGCAAGCGCUGGUUUACCAUGGACGACCGCAGGCUCAUGUACUUCAAGGACCCGCUGGACGCCUUCGCCCGCGGAGAAGUCUUCAUCGGCAGCAAAGAGAGCGGCUACACGGUGCUAGACGGGCUCCCACCGUCCACCCAGGGCCACCACUGGCCACAUGGGAUCACCAUCGUCACGCCAGAGCGCCGGUUCCUGCUGGCCUGCGAGACGGAAUUGGAGCAGCGGGCGUGGAUGGAGGCGCUCCGGAAGGUGGUGGACAGGCCCAUGCUGCCCCAGGAGUACGCAGUGGAAGCCCACUUCAAGCACAAGCCCUAGCACGAGGAGGUCCCGGAGGCCCGAGGACCCUGGACUGCCCGGACGUGGCUGCAGGAGGCCGCGGCCAGCGGGGCCCGAGCUUCAGCCACUAGCACCCGUGUCUCUGGAACCCCUUUGCGGGCUGGCCCAGCCUGACCCCACCACGCUGCUGCCCACCCUCCAUGGGACACCCACAGCACCCCCACCGACUUCUGCCCGCCAGACCCGCGUUCCUCUGAGGACCAGCCCCCAGCUGCCACUGCUCACCUGAGCGGGAAGCCCCUCCCACCAGGAAGCUGGGCUGUGGGGACAGAGCCAGCCUGCAUGCCCCCCUCCUAACACGUAUUUAUUGAAACCUGCCGUGUCGGUCCUGGGGUCCCGGGGGCCAGAGCGGCAGACGUGGAUCCCAUCCUCACUGAGCUGACCACACGGAUGUGUGGGUCUGGGGGGUCGGGCCCCCACGGCAGGAGCCACAGGACCUCAGGCCUCAGGCCUGGCUGCCCCUGGGCGCCUGCCACGCCGACUCGGGACUCCGCGCUGACUGUGACCCCCCCAUCUCUGCCUCCCCUGUCUCUGACCCCUCAGAGGAUGGAGCCUGGGCCCAGCUCACUGUCUGCAGCCCAGCAUGCUGCUGGCCAGUGGUAACUGCCCCAAGCCUCCCUGUGUGCCUGGGGUGGGGGGACAGGGCCAUGGUGCAGCAGGACGUGUGUGGGGGUCACCCGCCAGGUCAUCUGGGUGCUGUCCUGUGUGGCCACGACAUGCUCCCAGGGGACCUGGACCAGCUGCUGGGACCGAGAGGAGGGCACUGGGCCUCGGCCUGGCCGGCGGGCCCACAGCCAAGGAUGGGGACAGGCGCCCUCCUGUGAGCCCGUCUCCCCUCGAACAGUGCAGACCCACGAGAAAGCUGGACCUUGGGCAGGGGCUGCAGGGGCCAGCAGGCAGCACAAGCCCCCUCCACCGGGACCACUGCCAGAGCUCGCCAGGUCAGGGGUCACCAAGAUGGCUGGGGAGGUGAGGACUGCUGUGAGGUCACCCGGGGCCAGAGCGCUGUCUCCCCAGACCCCCUGCCCCUGGCGGCUCCUCCAGUCCAGGUCCCAGGAAGCCCAGGUCCUCAACUUCCAGAGCAGGCAGGGGGCCUCACCCAGGGUCCCCAGAUCUUCCUGACCACACAGGGCUGCCCAGGACUCAGCCUCGGGCCCUGGACAGCGGCAGCCCGCUCUGUCAGUGUGGACUCUGCACGCCCACAUGCUCUGCCAGAAAGCUGUGGGAAAGAAGAGCUGCAUGACCAGCCAGCAGGGAGCAUCUCUCAGAAAGAGCAGACCCCACGUGGCGGUGCGGGAGUCAGAGGCACCUCCUGCUCGAUGAGACCAGGGCUCAGGGCACCCAGCCCCACCGGCCGCUCGGAGGGCCCGAGAGAUUCAGAGACAACACUGUCCAUGCCUAAAACCACGACACUCUCCCAACACUGGCCACUUGGUGCCACUCACCAAGGACACACUCCAGACAGAGCUGAACACUGGUCCCAGCGCCCGCGGACCUCAUGGGGCGUCCAGGCCGCGCUGCUCCCCGCCCACACCCGGCCCCAGGAGCUCCCUCAGAAAGGACCACUGCUGCUGAGCCCAGUAUAAAGGAUUUAUUUAAACUCAACAAUGAACACAAACCUUCCUUUAAGUUCCAUUUUUACAGUGAAUGAAACUCUGUACUGCGUUCCUUCCCAUGCAUGGUCACCGGGCAUUAAUCUACACCUCUUAUUGUAAUUGUGGAAAAAUAAAGUGUCUCCCCUUUUGUAA
Messenger RNA from Capra hircus (goat), 2681 nucleotides. It is a transcript of the gene ADAP1, whose product is annotated as ArfGAP with dual PH domains 1. Gene Ontology annotation, molecular function: GTPase activator activity; phosphatidylinositol bisphosphate binding. The record is from RefSeq and is a predicted model, not a curated record. Gene Ontology annotation, biological process: positive regulation of GTPase activity. NCBI's taxonomy places the organism in Eukaryota, Metazoa, Chordata, Mammalia, Artiodactyla, Bovidae. Gene Ontology annotation, cellular component: intracellular membrane-bounded organelle; plasma membrane.